CAGAACUGAGUUGUAUGAGGAUGCUCCAUCAGCAUGCUGGCCUAUCGUAUAUUCUCCAGACUACAACAUCACAUUCAUGGGACUUGAGAAACUGCAUCCAUUCGAUGCAGGGAAAUGGGGAAAAGUAAUCAAUUUCUUGAAAGAAGAAAAACUAAUUGCAGAUGACUUGAUUGUACAGGCACGGGAAGCUACUGAUGAAGAUCUCUUGGUUGUUCACACAAGGCGCUACCUUAAUAAAUUAAAGUGGUCAUUUGUUGUGGCUACAAUCACAGAAAUUCCACCAGUUGCCUUUCUUCCCAAUUUCGUUGUUCAGAGAAAAGUUUUGAAACCUCUACGAACCCAGACAGGAGGAACAAUAAUGGCAGGAAAACUUGCUGUUGAUAGAGGCUGGGCAAUCAAUGUGGGGGGUGGUUUUCAUCACUGUUCAAGUGACAAAGGUGGAGGAUUUUGUGCAUAUGCUGAUAUCACACUGGCUGUAAAGUUCUUAUUUGAAAGAGUACAAGGGGUGUCUAAAGCCACAAUUAUUGAUCUGGAUGCUCAUCAGGGAAAUGGCCAUGAGAGGGACUUUAUGGAUGAUCAUCGGGUAUAUAUUAUGGAUGCAUACAAUAGAUAUAUUUAUCCAGGGGAUGGAUUUGCUAAACGUGCCAUAAAACGCAAGGUGGAAUUAGAGUGGGGUACAGAGGACACAGAAUAUCUUCAGAAGGUACAUACUCACGUGGAAGGAGCAUUAAAUGAAUUAAAACCUGACAUCAUUGUUUAUAAUGCUGGGACUGAUAUUCUGGAUGGCGAUCCAUUGGGAGGACUUGCUAUUUCGCCUCAGGGAAUUGUGAAGAGAGAUGAAGUCGUGUUCAAGGCUGCCAGAAGCCGCAGAAUCCCAAUCCUGAUGGUAACGUCUGGAGGCUACCAGAAAAGGACAGCGCGGAUUAUUGCUGAUUCCAUCCUCAAUUUGCACAACCUGGGGCUUAUUGACAAGGAGUUAGCAACCAGUGGAGCUGAAAAUCCCAAGGUAGAACAGAUGAUUAGAGACUCUGCUAAAGACUUAACCAACUUGUCACUGCAAUGACAAGUUACUAAAUUUUAGGAAACAACUUCCUAGUUUAGGAGCAGGAAGUCUCCACAUCAUUAUCAGGGUUAAUAUAUUUUUAAAAACUCAACCUGCCUGU
Fulmarus glacialis (Northern fulmar) is the source of this 1163-nucleotide messenger RNA. It is a transcript of the gene HDAC11, whose product is annotated as histone deacetylase 11. Lineage: Eukaryota; Metazoa; Chordata; Aves; Procellariiformes; Procellariidae. The record is from RefSeq and is a predicted model, not a curated record. The transcript is spliced from 9 exons. Gene Ontology annotation, molecular function: histone deacetylase activity. Bases 77 to 1063 code for a protein of 328 amino acids.